Molecule: messenger RNA, 10668 nt
Organism: Passer domesticus (house sparrow)
Lineage: Eukaryota; Metazoa; Chordata; Aves; Passeriformes; Passeridae
Gene: PRKAA2
Product: protein kinase AMP-activated catalytic subunit alpha 2
Exons: 9
Coding region: 3449-5113 (554 amino acids)
Biological process (GO): intracellular signal transduction; protein phosphorylation
Cellular component (GO): cytoplasm
Molecular function (GO): ATP binding; AMP-activated protein kinase activity
Source: RefSeq, a predicted model, not a curated record
UGUGCAUUGUGGUCCGGCGGCGGGGGGCGAACAUGGCCGAGAAGCAGAAGCACGAUGGGCGGGUGAAGAUCGGCCACUACGUGCUGGGGGACACGCUGGGGGUCGGCACCUUCGGCAAAGUCAAGAGCUGAGUACCGCGGCCGCGGGCGGGGCCGGGCCGGGCCGGGCGCGCCCCUCGCCGCCGCCUCCCUCCUCCCGCUCCCGCGGCCUCCGCGCCGGUAUCGCCUCCCUCCCUCCCUCCCUCCCUCCCUCCCUUCCCCGGGCUCCGCUCCCUUCCCCGGGCUCCGCUCCUGGGCGGCAUCCCCGGCGGCAGCGGCUGGCGGAGCCGUGCCCGGGGCGCACGGCGGGGAUGCGGCUGGGGGGAGAUGCGGCGCUCGCCCCUCGCUGCUCCGGGCUGUGACAGCCCCCGGAGCCCGUGCUGCGAGCAGCACCCACCCAAACUUUGCUGCCGCGCUCGCAGGGAGGCGAUGGGGAGGGAGGCUGGAGCGCACCGGCAUCCUGCUCCUCCGUGCCGGGAACGCGCUGCUCGCUGCCGCCCUUCCUGAGGGGCCGCGGGGCUCCGGGCUGCUCCGGGCUGCUCCGGGGUGUUCCCGGGUGCUCCGGAGCCGAGGGGUCCGUGCUGCCGCCCCGAGCAUCGCCCCGCAGCUCCGAGCGGCUCCCGCGGGGAUGGAGGCGCCGGGCGGGCAGGGAUGAGCCCUGGGCUGCCUUCACCUCUGGCUCCAGAGCCACCUGAGCACCUUCCAGUGCGUAAACGGGCUGCAGGAGAGCUGGAGAGGGACUGGUGGGGCGAGGGGAAUGGCUUCGUGCUGACACAGGGCAGGGUUAGAUGAAAUUGGGGAGGAAUUGUUCCCUGUGCGGGUGUUCAGCUUCCUUCCAGGGAAGCUGUUCAUCCCUGGAAGUGUUCAAAGCCAGGUCGGAUGGGGCUUGGAGCAACCUGGGGUAGUCAGAGGUGUCCCUGCCCGUGGAAGAGGGAGGGAUGAGAUGAGCUUUAAGGUCUCUUCCAUCCCAAACUGUUCCAGGGUUGUGUCAGGCUGGGGCUCCGCGCAGGGAUUCUUUGGCUGGUCAUGCCAGAGCAGCCAGCUCACAUCCUGAAGGCUUUGCUUUACCUGGCUGUGAGGUUUGCAAAUAUUUGUGUUUCUUUUUUCCCUGUGGAUUCUGCCGUUGCGUGCAAAUUUCAUUUUUUAAACAAGAUACUAAAAAACCAGAAAACGAACCAAAUUCAGUCUCUAAGCUGUGUUUCCCAGUUGGAAUUUGGUUUAGCUCGAGCUGGGGGAGCAGCUGUCCCACUCAGUGUCCCCCCACCCCAGUGGGAUGUGGCUGGUUCUGUGCCUGCCCUCAGUUCCUGGAGUUUUAAAAUAAACCCAAAUUGACAGCAGAUGAAAGAAACCACCACAACCACUGCAGCUAAGUCCACCUGUGGCCAUUAAUCACGCCCCUAAAAAUAUAUUGCUCUGUUUAAUCCCAAACCACAAAUUUACUGUCUAAAGAAUUAUCAGAAUAAAUACUUCUAACAGUAAGGACCAUUUAAAUCACUCGUGUGUACUAGCAGACCUCAGAACUGCUCCAAAGGCAGGUUUUCUCCUUGCAGACCAAUUUAAACCUGCCAACAAUUGCCUUUUUUCCCCUUAACUAGCACAAAUACCCCCUACCCCACAUAUGACCUGAGUUUGGUAAAAACGGACAUUUUCCAAAGAAAUAUUUCAAAUAACAUAAAAGAGAUUUCCUGGCUCAAGAUCUUUUAUAGGUGAGUAGUACACUUUGUAUGGUUUUUUCCCUUAAUAUUUUGCCUACAACUGACAGGUGAAGUUUGUGCUUGAGACUGGGAACUGAAAUGAAGAAAUGGAAUCUCCCACUCAUAUAGAAUUACAGCAUUUUAAUCAAAUGAGCUGUAGAAAAACUUGUAUUCACAUCAGAAAAGUGGAGGGUUUUGUUGAUUGAUUCAAGCAUUGUGUGUUGGGUAUAAUAAUUGCUUUUUCAGGGAGAAGUCAGGUGCCAUCAGUGACAUUUCUUGCUGCUUAUGUGUUUUUUUAAAAUUCUGCCUUGCACCAGGUUUUGGUUUUGGCGCUUUUUGCUGUCUUACUCGUUAAAGAAAUCAUAAUUUACAGUUGUUCAGGAUUAUUGUUAUUAGGGACAUAAGAAAUGGCAAUGAAAGAGAGGAUUUAGUGAUGUGGGGUACAAACCAGGGCUCCAACUCGUGGCUGGAGCUGAGGAAUCAUUUGGAGCCAUCAGGAGCCAGAGACACAACAGGAAAAGUCCCUGACUGCCUGGGUCAUCAGGGAGCUGAUCCUCCCAAAAACUGCAAGAAACUGUUUUGUUUUUUAAGCUAUUUCCAUUUCUGGAUCUCAUUUACAGAAAGUCCACACAAGGCACAGAGGGGAGCAAAGAGGCUGGCAACUGAGGGCAGGAUUUUGGUGCUAACACUGAAAUUCCAUCUGGAAGUGGGGAUGAGGACCCAGCAUCUGUUAGAAGAGAGGGAGGUGGCAGGGGCUGAUGUGGUGGAUGGACAGGAGGUGUCAUGUCAAGGCUUGGAGUUGCCACACAGCAUUUUUACCAAAUGUAGUUAUUUUCCCUGUUAUUAUCCCAAAGAUAAUUUACAGAAAAUAGAAUUAUUUGCAGAAAAAAAUAUUAAUUUGUAGAAAAUCAGAAUAAUUUGCAGAAAUAGAACUGUGGAGGUCUUGGAUUUUGGAGUUUAGCAAAACCUUGAAGGAAAGAGGUGGCAUCUCCUUCCCAGGGGGUUGGCAAGAACAGAUGAGACAAAUUGUGUUUGCUGUGGGCAUGUCCCACCCUGUGGGUCCCCAAAAGCUCUGCUGUGACCACAGUGAGGUUCACAGUAGUAACCCAGAUAUUUUCUGUGUGUGAUGCCACCCACAGCAUCCCUGGGGGCCUUGGUGGCUCCUUUGCCUGGCUUGUUUGCCACAGAAGUGACAGAUUUGUGGUCCCUGGAGGGCUGGCAGUGCUUGGGUUGUGUUUGUGUCACCUCCAUGGGCUCCAGUCGGGAUCAGAUCCCAUUUUUCCCAGGCACCGUGGCAUUGCUGCUGAAAGACAAACUUGGUGUCAGAGGGAAGAUAAACUAAAGGAGACUGAGCAGAGGAAGGGCAGGGAGAGGCUGGGACAACACACAAGUGGCACUGGGGCAGAAUUAAUGCAGCAUUGCUAAAUAUAUGCUUUGGAUGGAUUUCAUUUUUAACUUUGGGCUGAGAUAAGGGCCAGCAGAGCUGAUAGGGAAGGAGUUUCCUCACCCCUCCACAAGCUUCUACAUUGCCCUGAAGAUUUUGCAAAAAUGUUAACUGCUUGUGCUGCCUGAGCUGGUAGGAUAAAGAAAGUGAUGUAGAAAGCCAUGCUGUCAAGGGGUUUUAUUUAUUUUUUAUUUAUUAUCUGUGCUCAUGGUGCUAUAAUCACUAUUGCUCCUCUUUUUCUUUUUUUUUUUUCCUUUUAUAAAAAUAAGUAAAUGUCAAGAGUGUCCUUUCCACUUUUUGAAUCUGGGGAGGCAGUGAGAGAGAAGGAGGUGUCCUCACCAGCAGCCAAGGCCACCACUGCCCACCCUGGGGUUGGUGAACACCAGCUGACAGGGCACAAAGUGGCAGUGAAAAUACUGAACAGGCAGAAAAUCCGCAGCCUGGAUGUGGUGGGGAAGAUCAAACGAGAAAUUCAAAACCUGAAGCUCUUCCGGCACCCUCACAUUAUCAAACUGUACCAGGUCAUCAGCACACCAACAGACUUCUUCAUGGUCAUGGAAUACGUGUCCGGGGGGGAAUUGUUUGAUUACAUCUGUAAGCACGGACGUGUCGAGGAGGCAGAAGCUCGACGCCUUUUCCAGCAGAUCCUGUCUGCAGUGGAUUACUGCCACAGGCACAUGGUGGUGCACAGGGACCUGAAGCCAGAGAAUGUGCUGCUGGAUGCACACAUGAAUGCAAAGAUAGCUGAUUUUGGACUGUCCAACAUGAUGUCAGAUGGUGAAUUUCUACGCACCAGCUGUGGUUCCCCAAAUUAUGCAGCCCCUGAAGUCAUCUCUGGAAGGCUCUAUGCUGGCCCAGAGGUGGACAUCUGGAGCUGUGGUGUCAUCCUCUACGCCCUCCUGUGUGGCACUCUGCCUUUUGACGACGAGCACGUCCCCACCCUGUUCAAGAAGAUCCGUGGGGGAGUGUUCUACAUCCCUGAGUACCUCAACCGCUCCGUGGCCACGCUCCUCAUGCACAUGCUGCAGGUGGACCCCCUCAAGAGAGCCACCAUCAAGGACAUCAGGGAACACGAGUGGUUCAAGGAGGAGCUGCCCAGUUACCUGUUCCCAGAGGACCCUUCCUACGACGCCACGGUCGUCGACGACGAGGCGGUGCGGGAGGUGUGCGAGAAGUUCGAGUGCACCGAGUCGGAGGUGAUGAACAGCCUGUACAGCGGCGACCCCCAGGACCAGCUGGCCGUGGCCUACCACCUGGUCAUCGACAACCGCCGCAUCAUGAACCAGGCCAGCGAGUUCUACCUGGCCUCCAGCCCUCCCACCGGCUCCUUCAUGGACGACAGCGCCCUGCACAUCCCUCCGGGCGUGAAGCCGCACCCCGAGCGGAUGCCGCCGCUCAUCGCCGACAGCCCCAAGGCUCGCUGUCCCCUGGACGCCCUCAACACCACCAAGCCAAAGCCCCUGACGGUCAAAAAGGCCAAGUGGCACCUGGGGAUCCGCAGCCAGAGCAAGCCCUAUGACAUUAUGGCUGAGGUGUACCGGGCUAUGAAGCAGCUGGACUUCGAGUGGAAGGUGGUGAACGCCUACCACCUGCGGGUGCGCCGCAAGAACCCCGUGACCGGCAACUACGUCAAGAUGAGCCUGCAGCUCUACCAGGUGGACAACCGCAGCUAUCUGCUGGACUUCAAAAGCAUCGAUGACGAGGUGAUGGAGCAGAGAUCUGGCUCCUCCACGCCGCAGCGCUCCUGCUCGGCCGCGGGCUUGCACCGGCCGCGCCUGAGCAUCGACGCGGCCGCGGCCGCCGAGUGCCAGUCGCUGAUGGGCUCCCUGAGCGGCUCCUUCGUGGGCAGCAUCCCCUCGGUGCCCCCUCGCCUGGGCAGCCACACCAUGGACUUCUUCGAGAUGUGUGCCAGCCUCAUCAUGGCCCUGGCCCGCUGACGGCCGCUCUGUGAGGAUCUGCGCCGACUCGUCCGCCCCCUCCUUUCUCUCGCUUCCUUGUUCUUCCUCCUCCUCCCCUCACUGCCCCACAGAGCCAAGUCCAGACCCAAAACAUGCCCCCCUCUAGCAAGGCACCAAGGAAAUUAACUUAAUUUCUCUCCUUGUGCCUGGCGAAAUGUAUCCAAUACUCUUUUUUCUUCUUUCCUUGUGAACCCCAUGGGAAAUGUUAAGGCUGUAAAGUAACAAACAUUAUCACUGAGUUUUUGGAAAACACCUCCCCCUGGUUCAUCCUGAGGUAAUGGAGGCAUAGCCAUGCUUCCUGCAGGGAGUUUGAUGUUUCCCUGAGGCUGUGCAGAGCAGGGGCAGGCUGAGCUGAGCCAGGGCAGAGUGGUUGACCAGGAGCUCUGUGAGGUGGAGUUGGAGGGUGAUGAAGCAGCUCUGCAGUGUUCACACCCAGGUGCCAGCCUCUCUAACACUUUUCUCCCCAAAGCAGCAGCUGCUUAGAUGCUUCUGCACUAGUGCAAUAUGACCUCCCUCCCCUCUCUUUUUCUUCUCUGCUGAAGAUGGGCAGGGAAGGUGUGAUGUGCAAAGGUCCUGUGCAAACCUGCCGUGGGGAGGCCACUCUUUGCAGAGUCCCUAAGGUGCAGUCUUUGUCCCUGUCCUCUCUUUGCAGAGGAGUGUCCCUAAGGUGCAGUCUUUGUCCCUGUCCUCUCUUUGCAGAGGAGUGUCCCUAAGGUGCUUUAUUUUGCCCAAGGGCUCCGCACAGCACUGACCCACUCGCCACGCUCGGAGCUGAAGGCAGAUUGCCUUUUUCUCUCCUCCCUCCAGCCUGCUCCCCCUCCCCUGCCUCACCACAGGCCCCGGGGGCUGAAUCCCAAGCAGGGUUCAGGUGAGCAGAGGACAGGAUCUGGAUCAGCCACCUAGAAGCCAGCUCUUCCCCCGAGGGCUGGGAUCAUCCCUGAUGGGCAGGAGCCAUCAGCAGCGCACAGCUCCGGAGCACUCACCACUCACCUUUCCCCUAGGACACUCUGGCUGUUGUCACCUCCCCAAAAUCACUGCCAAAUCUGCCUUCCCUGCUGCUGGACACUCACUGCCCCUGCCCAAGGGCUCUCCUGUCCUGCUGCUGCUGCCCACUGGACUGUGACCUUCGCUGCUCCGCUGACCAGGCAGGGAUAUCCCAACCCGGAAUUUUACUGUUCCUUUGCUACUGGCUAUCUGAAGGAUUGGAUUUUACUUUUUAAGAUGAACUGCGGGGAUUUUUAAGGUUAAAUUCUUGUUACCCAAGGGUAAACCCUAAUGCAUGUGUGACUUCUUUGUUUAAAGGAGUUAUUUUUUAUUACACGGGAUUAAGCUAAUGGGCAGCGUUGGCAUCUGCUUGGCUUUGACAUGGUAUUUAAUUCCAUUUACUUGAUUAUGAAGUAAUAGUCUAAUCAAGGAACAAAUGCUUUAUGAAAGCUUUGCCAAAAAAAUGUUGGGUGGGGGUUUGGUUUUGUUCUGUUUUUUUUGUUUGUUUGUUUUUUUUUUUGUUUGUUUUUUUUUUUUUUUCUUUUGUGUUCUGUUUUAAGAAACAAAGCAAAGAACUUUUGCUGGUCCCAGGUAUGCAGUCAUUCAACUUGAAAAAAAAUGUAAUCUGUCUUUUUGAUAGCUUCUUAUGACCCCUUAAGGUUUUUUCCUAGGGUUUUCUUUUGUACAGUUGCACUUUAAUUUAUACUUUCUGCAAGUUUGUAUGAGAAGCAAGGAAGAGAACAGCAAAUUGAGCCUUUUUUACUAAUCAUUUAAAGUAAUCAAGACAAACAUGGGAUAUUUUUGCCAUCUACUGGCAGUUAAAUGGACCUUUUCAGUUUUAAGUCCCUUUUUAAAAAAAAGAACCACAAAAUUGCCUUACUUUUGUUACAGAUUGUGCUUGGAUCCUCACUAACGUGACUUUACAGCUGCAAUUUUUCCAGAAGCCGCACAAAGUAGAAAGCUUCCAAAAAAAAAAAAAAAAAGAAAAAAAAAAGAAAAAGAAAAAAGUCAGUUUUGCUGUUAAGCUCUUGAACAUUAAAUCCAACACAGCAGUGGUUGGACUGUAAGAAAUACUGGAAAUAUUUGUAGUGCUCCUAGGUUUUGUAACGAGUCUUUUAUUACAUUAUGAUUAUUAAAUAAGUAUUCUGGGGUGAGGAUGGCUUUGGUGCUGUGCCUGGUGCCUGCCAGGUGAUUUGUGUCCCCAGUGCUGUGGUGUGAGUUUGGAUGGAGAAUCCAAACUCCUGCAUGAAAAAAAAACCCCAAACCCCACCCCAGAGUCAAAGCUGAGGAGCACCCAGCCCUCCAGCAGCUUUUGGAUCAAGGCUGAGAUGAGCAAAAAUGGUUUGGGGUGAUGGGGAUAAACCCCUUUGCAAAGGAGCAGGAACAGCUAUAGGGCCAGGAAACAGCAAUGAGUGAAGUGUAUUUCAAAUGUUAAAGGCUUUUCAAAUCUUCACUCCCAGCUGAGCAUCUUGCCAAGUCCUGGCAGCACCCGUAGCCCCCUUGAUAGGGGCUGGUGUGUUCCAGUCUGGGGCUCAGGAGCAGGGAGAUGUACUGAUGUCUUUGUUCAAAUUGACUCUUGUCCUCUGGGAUUUCCUACCCAGCAGAACUAAUAGUAUUAAGCAGCAGUAAAUGCCCUUGGGAGGAAAUAUUUGCUUCCUGGAGGCAGGUGGGAUUUCUAGGUUGUAGAAUAAGCCCCUUGUGGCACUUGGCAUCUUCUCCGACCCGUGCAAACAUUAACUGCUGUGAGGAUCUGCAGAACCAGUCCUGCCUGGAGGGCAGUCAGAGUUACUCAGCUUUCCAUAUGGAGAGACACAAAGAGAUGAAGCACUUCCAUGCUCAGGGUCAGCAGAGGCAGUGGAGGGAGCAGGACUGGUGGAAGCACCUCCCCAGUGACCACAUCGGACUGACUGGUCCAUCACAGCCUUGCCCAAAUCCGUGCUGCACUUUGGAACACUCUGAGGACUUUCACUUCUUUGUAUUAUUUAUUUUACCUUCAAAUAGGCUGUGUUCUGUUUCCCAGCUGCAGAGGAGCUGCUGACCUCCAGUUACAUUUUCCAGAGGAAGAGUUUAACUUCCACACUGUUACACUGUGGUCAGCUCUUUUUGAGUUAUGCUGGUACAUGCACAAGCGUCGGGAAAAGCAGGGUAGACAAUAUUUGAACUACAGAAACUUGAAUUACUCCAAGUGCAAUUCUUCAGAAGCCACUGAACAGCUGUGCUUUGCAAACCACAAACUCACCCAAAUUUUGCUUCAGCUCGAGGGGGAGAGAGAUAAAAUGUAAAGGAUAAAGAGUUCAGAUGGGCUCCAACAGAAACCUCCAGCUCCUGGAUGAGUUAAUUCAAAAAUACCUUUUGCUUGUUCUUGUUGGAAGCUGUGUAUAUGUAAAUAUUAUAUAUGUAUACAUGCAUAUAUAUAUAUAAUGUAGGUGGCAUCCCUGUCAUUGACCUCUCAGCUUUAUUCUUCCAGCAGGGCAGGUGUGUGCCCGGGACACUGCCACCCCUCACUAAUCCCAGCCUCUGAGAGGACCUGGACAAAGGGAAUGCUAUUUUUACACCCUCUUUUAGGUAAAGCCCAUGAGUAGCUUAGCUCACCCCGUCAGGCUCGGCAUGGCCUUGGCCAGGGAUGGGAGGGGAAGUGGCAUCAGGAGCUGUGAGAAUCCUGCCCUUCCACCCCCCUGGCCAAAGCCUUGCUGCUGGUGGGGUUUGGGGCAGGUUUAUUUUCAGGAGCUGGAGCUGAGCAGGUAAAGGCAGCAGGAUGGGUUUUUUUCCCCUUCAACGGGUCAGAAAUGUAUCUUCAGCUGUGUGUCCAGUUUAGCAUUUCACGAGGUGUGUACAAGCACAGGGGAGUCCAUGGGCAGUGUUGUAAAAACGUGAGCCAGCUGGUUAGCGUGUGCCGUGUAUACGUUUCUGUGUGUGAUUAUAGUGGCAUUCGUGUUGGAAUUGAUGAGGUUUGAACAAAAUAACCCUUCUGUCUACUCCUUUUCAUUUCACUGCUGUUUGCUGUCAGCGUGCAGCCCUGUAGGAGGAAGAGGGAGCUGUGUGCAGGACAUGAACUCGUGCCUUCGCUGCGCGUUGGGACUGCUGGAAGUGGCAGCUUUGUUUCACGAGGUGCACAAUUUCCCCAGCUCGUGCAGGAUCCCCCCUCUGAGACAUGCAGGCCGUGUUUCUAAAUACUUGAAGUACCAUUUGUUGUGCAAUUAUUUGGCUUCACCCUUUUAUUAGCUGAGAGGAGAGAGGGAAGAAGAAUCGCACAUCUGGAUGAGCCAAGCCAACCCCCGCUCGAGCUCCUGCUGUUCCUUCCCUGGAAAGUUUUAGGGUCUGGUUUUGUUCCAGGUAUAUGAUGGACCUUACUAGAGUCACCUUUCUUAAGGUCUUAUUUUGGUAUGGGCUUUUCAUUUAGUGCUUCCCUUUGGCUUCCUUAGCCCUCCCCUUACAUAUCCCUUUUUCAUCAUUUGCUUAUUAAAAAAAAAAUGCAACAGCUUCUUGUAAUUCUGAGUUCCCAGUCUGCCUCCCAGCCAUGGAGUUAAUGAUUCAGCCAGAGGUACCUCAGUCCCAUGCCUGAGAGGUGAACUGGGUUUCAGAGUUCCCACAUGACACCUACUGAUGGAACACUGACUUUUGCAGGGAGCACACCUGGUAUUCGCUGCACAGAUCUUUGCUCAUUUUAAUUGUUAAAAUUAGGAGAACUAGACUGUGAAUCAGAGCUCUACCUGCAAGCACGAGUACACUUUUGGUGUUAGAAAAAGUCUGUUUUCAACAAAAGCCUUGAAGUUCCUGCUGAAGCUGCCUUAAUUUAAAAAUCAAAGUUUAUUUGUAAGACUCAUCUCUGAUUUAUUUUUUUUUAAGUUUGGAAAUAGUUUAUUUAUCCUCAUCUCACAAAGCUGUGAAGUAGAUCCUGUAGCCAUGGUAAUAUUUAUUCUUGUUGCUGAAAGCAUGUUCAUGUGUUCUGUAUCAUGUUAUAUUCACGUGGUUUGUACCUCAAUGCAUUUGUUUUGUUUUUUUCUUUUAGAGCACAAAGCAAAACUGAAUCUCAGGAUUUCUGUGGUGUCCUUGGCCCAGCAUCUUUGGGCAGACAAACCUCAGCUCUAUGAGAGAGGUAAACUGGACUGUCCACUGCAAUUCUUAAUUCAUACUUUAAUGGGUAUUGAUGAUUUAUAAUGUUAUGUAUUUAUAAUUUUAAGAAAAAGAUACUGAACUUUAAAAAGUUCUGAGUAGAAGCAUCCCUUCAAAUAUAUCAUUAACAUGAAGCUCAGGAAAAAAACCCCUUGAGCUCUGUAAACACUCCAUCCUUGAUAUUUUCUAUUAUUUUGUCAACUGAGGGCCUGGAGAGGGUUUUGUUUCCCAGUUCAUGGCUGUAGUACCUUCUGUCAUGGAAGGGCACAGAGCCCUGGUUCAGUUUUGUCCUUUGUGCAUCAGAUAAUCACAACGAAGCCUUUUUCCUUCCAUUUAUGGUGUGGAAAGUGUUUCUCGGUGUACUGCACUGCAUGUGAUAGCUGUCUCCAUGGUUGACAUUUGCACUUUAAUAAACUCAGAGAUGAAAAGAGAUAAAA